Messenger RNA from Dendronephthya gigantea, 4110 nucleotides. RefSeq lists its product as uncharacterized. Lineage: Eukaryota; Metazoa; Cnidaria; Anthozoa; Malacalcyonacea; Nephtheidae. The transcript has a single exon. The record is from RefSeq and is a predicted model, not a curated record. Bases 1 to 4110 code for a protein of 1369 amino acids. Gene Ontology annotation, biological process: DNA integration. Gene Ontology annotation, molecular function: nucleic acid binding.
AUGGAGAACAAAGUAAACAACGGCUGUAUUGGUUUUUCAGUCAAUACCGGUGAUGUUAAGCAGAACGACACUAAGAACAUUAUAUACCACGCGAUUCUUCCAGUGAAAGUGAAGCAGAAAGGAAGCAAUAAAUCUAUAACCACGUAUGCGUUCUAUGAUAACGGCAGUGGUGGAUCUUUUAUUACAGAAAACCUACAGAAUCAGUUGGGAAUAAAAGGUGUGGAAACAGCCCUUCAACUUGGUACAAUGCACGGGCAGAGCUAUGUGAGAUGCAACGUUCUUAACGACCUGAUUGUGACGGACUUGAAGAACGAGAAUCCCGUCAGAAUUGAAAAGCUGUAUACCCGAGAGUUCAUUCCCGUUGAUCAUAACCAAAUGCCAACUUCAGAAAUUGUUGCAAAUUGGCUUCACCUUGAAACUGUUGCCAAAGAAAUUCCGAAACUGCAACCAGAGUUAGAGAUUGGAUUAUUGAUUGGUAGAAAUUGCGUCAUGGCCCACGAACCACUGAAAGUGAUACCAAGUAAAAGUGACGGUCCUUUCGCUGUUCUUCUUCAUCAUGGAUGGACAGUUAGUGGACCUCUGUGUCCAGAACAGUCGCAAUCAAACACUGAGAAGGUUUGUGUCAAUCGUAUCACCGUACGUGAAAUUCAGAGCGUGAAAGAGAUCGUUACACCCAAGUCGUUGCUUGACGCGUUGGCGAUAGACUUCAAUGAACGCGAUGUAGUUCGCGUGGAUGCAGAUGGAAAGAGUUUUUCCGUUGAAGAUGUACAGUUUAUGGAGAAAGUUGAAACUGGAAUUCGUUACAACGAAGGACACUAUGAAAUUCCUCUGCCUUUCAGAACUAACGAUGUUACGAUGCCUAACAAUAAAGUCCAAGCAAUCAAACGAGCGGAAUGGCAAAAAAGGAAAAUGUUAAAGAACGAACAGUAUCGACGAGAUUACACGGUGUUUAUGGAAGAAGUUAUCGCUAAGGGUUACGCAGAGAAAGUACCUUCACCAUCUUCAUCUGAGAAUGGGAAAGUUUGGUACAUCCCACAUCACGGCGUGUACCACCCGAAAAAGCCAGAAAAAAUCCGCGUUGUAUUCGACUGUAGUUCUCAAUUUCAAGGAACCUCCAUUAACGAUCAACUGCUCCCUGGUCCGAACCUUACCAACACGUUAAUUGGCGUUUUAAUUCGAUUCAGACAAGACCCAAUAGCUUUCAUGGCUGACAUCGAAGCUAUGUUUUAUCAAGUGCAAGUACCUCUCAGCCAACGUGAUUUCCUGCGAUUCUUGUGGUGGCCCAAUGGCGAUUUAAACUCGAACAUGCAAGAAUAUCGUAUGACGGUGCAUUUGUUUGGUGCUGUCUCCUCGCCAAGCUGCUCAAACUACGCUCUAAGGAAAACUGCGUCCGAUAACGAGAAAGAGUUUGGUCAACAAGUCGCAAGAACAAUUGAGCGCAAUUUCUAUGUAGACGACUGCCUAAAAUCAAACGGAAACACGACGACGGCAAUCAACUUAAUUAAAGAUUUACGUCAUGCGUGUGCUAACGGAGGAUUUCACAUAAAAAAUCUAGACUUGAAUCAUGAUAAGCUUCCACUAGAACGUGCUCUUGGAGUCCAUUGGUCCAUAGAAUCUGACACAUUUGAAUUUCGCAUAACGUUGAGCUCCAAACCAGUUACCAGAAGAGGAAUUUUGUCAACAGUGUCUUCACUUUACGAUCCUUUGGGUUUUGCUGCUCCAUUUACUUUGCCUGCAAAGAAGAUCUUGCAAGAGCUUUGUCAAUUACAGCGGUUGGGUUGGGACGACGAAAUUCCACAUGAGUAUGAAGUUCGCUGGGCCAAAUGGAAAAAUGACAUACAAAUGAUUUCUCAAGUUCAAGUCAACCGAAGUUUUAUACCGCCGAGCUUUGGAAAAGUCGUGUCGAGACAGUUUCAUCUAUUCUCCGACGCAAGCCUUUUUGGAUACGGUUCGGUGGCCUAUCUUCGUUUGAAAGAUGAUGAAGGAAGAAUUCAUUGUGCCUUCCUAAUGGGCAAGUCCCGUCUUGCUCCGGUGAAAGUCGUGACCAUACCACGUUUAGAGCUCGUGGCGGCAGUCUUGUCCGCACGUCUGGGUCGAUUGCUUACUGAUGAAAUUGAAGAUAAGCCUGACAUUAGAAUAUACCACACUGACUCGACUACCGUCCUCCGAUACAUCCUGAACGAACAUACGAGAUUCCAUGUAUUCGUAGCAAACCGAGUGCAACAGAUACGAGAUUUGACUGACCAAACACAGUGGAGAUAUGUGCAAUCCAGCGACAAUCCAGCAGAUUACGCUUCAAGAGGACUAGACGGAAAGUCCUUUCCCCAGCUACGUCAAUGGAUCCAGGGUCCAGAUUUUCUAUGGAAAGAAGAAGCAGAAUGGCCAGAACAACCGUUAUCAUUGAGUGAAGCAUCGAUCAACGAUCUAGAAGUUAAGAAAGCCGUUAGCAGCUUAGCGGUUAAGGUUGACAAUUCUCUGUCUUCAAUCAACAAAUUAAUUGAAUAUUAUUCAGACUGGUAUCGCUUAAGGAAGGCUGUUGCAAUAAUGCUCCGAGUUCGCAAGUUGCUCAAAGAACGAAGAUUACGAAACAAAGCACGUAACCUGCAACAAUUGACAGUGGAUGGCAAGAACCGAAUCUCAAAGGGAAGAAAGCCACUACCAUUAGUACCACCAAUGACACUACAAGAGUUAAAAGAAGCCGAAGAUGCAAUUAUUCGAUGUGUUCAAGAACAGUCGUACGGAGAAGAAAUACGAGCCAUCAAUGACAUCAUGAAAUCAGAUGAAACGGUAGUAAGAAAAUUAGAGAAACAAAAGAAAGCUCAGAUUAAGAAGACAAGUUCUAUCCAUCGACUCAACCCAUUCCUCUCUCAAGGCAUUCUUCGCGUUGGUGGUCGUCUCUCCAAAGCCGACUUGCAAGAGGAAACGAAAUACCCUAGUAUCCUGCCACCAAAAAAUCAUGUAACAACGCUUAUAAUUCGUCAUAUUCAUCGCAGUUUGGGUCAUGCUGGACGUGCUCACGUUUUAGCCGCCUUAAGAGAAAGAUAUUGGAUAGUCAGUGCCAAUUCAGCCUUCCGUAGCUGUCUGUACAAAUGCGUAACAUGUCGCCGGAUCAGGGCAUCACCAACUGAGCAGAAGAUGGCUGACCUUCCCGUGGAACGAGUAAAUCCAGUUCCUCCGUUUACCUAUGUUGGCGUAGAUUAUUUUGGCCCAUUCUACAUUAAAGACAGAAGGAAAGUCUUGAAAAGAUAUGGAACUCUCUUUACUUGUCUCUCAAGUCGAGCGAUUCAUAGUCGAGCGAUUCAUAUUGAAGUCUCUAAUUCAUUUGACACCGACUCAUUCAUCCAUGCAUUAAGGCGAUUUGUGGCUCGACGAGGACCAGUUCAACAAAUUAGAUGCGAUAAUGGAACAAAUUUCGUCGGUGCAAAAUCAGAGCUUGACAAGUCCUUUGCUCAGAUGGAUCAUUUAAGAACUCAAAGCAAGAUGAAUCAAAUGAACAUUGAAUGGCGAUUCAAUCCUCCAGCAGCAAGCCACAUGGGCGGGGUCUGGGAAAGACAAAUCAGAAGCGUACGCAAGAUCUUAGCUGGGAUACUUCUCGAAAAUGGGAAACAACUGGAUGAUGAGUCAUUUCAUACGUUACUAUGUGAAGUAGAAGCUAUUAUUAACUCUCGGCCUUUAACUUUCCCAUCCAGUAAUCCAGACGACCUAACCCCAAUAACUCCGAGCAAUAUCCUUACAGUGAAAACGAAGAUAAUUCUACCUCCUUCUGGUGUAUUCGAACGCGAAGACCUAUACGCAUGUCGUCGUUGGCGCCGUGUACAAUACUUAGCCAAUCUAUUUUGGAGCAGAUGGAAGAAGGAAUAUUUGUUAUUACUUCAACAAAGGCAUAAAUGGACAACAACUAGACGGAAUGUAGCAGUAGGUGAUGAAGUUCUUCUUAAAGACGAGAAUUUAUCAAGGAACGUUUGGUUGAUGGGACGUGUCACUACUACAAAUCUAGAUUCUGCUGGGUACGUGAGAAGCGUAGUUUUAAGAACAUCCAACGCAGAGCUUCACCGUCCAAUUUCGAAACUGGUGGUGUUAUUAGAGAAAAGUGACACCGAAGAGCUGUGA